Actinia tenebrosa (Australian red waratah sea anemone) is the source of this 1301-nucleotide messenger RNA. RefSeq lists its product as uncharacterized. NCBI's taxonomy places the organism in Eukaryota, Metazoa, Cnidaria, Anthozoa, Actiniaria, Actiniidae. The record is from RefSeq and is a predicted model, not a curated record.
CUUGGAUUAGGCUUCUUAGUGGAAAGAGACAGUGGACUGGAAACAAAAUUAUUACGAUAUGUUAACGAAGAUGUUACGAGUGAUUACGAAAAUAAAUCGAUUCAAUAGUGGUCGUGCAUUUUGAUUGGCUGCUUAUGUAUGCGAGAGCAGCAAAAGGCAAUAAAGCGCCAUUCUUGAAUUUUCUGUUCUACUGACCCUUGUAAAAACACGAUCAUUUUCCAAGCCUCGUCAGUUCAAGUUUGACACAACAUGGCUUCGGUUACUUCAAUACGCUCUUGUGUUGAUCAAGAGAAUUCACAACAAGCUUUAAGAGUAAAGAAUGGAGUGCAAGCAAGAAGUUUUGGACAAGUGAAAUCCUUUAAUUCAACGGGUAAUAAUGCUCCUCUUGCUACACCACGGCGUGCCCUUGGGGAUGUUGGCAACACUUUAAUGACUCCAGGAAAUGUGACUAAAAAAUCCUCUUUGCUUAAGCCUAGCCAUCAAAAUAAUCUUUUGCAAUCAAAAACUCCUGGUGCUAAAAAGAUGACUCAUAGUACCCCCCAUGGUAAAGCGUUGUCUAAGCAGAUCGGUUCGUUAUCGCUAAAGCAAAACAAGAAACAAGCCUUUAAAGUCAGAGGUGACGUAUCAACAAGUGACAAGAGCUCAGCUCUCGUGGAGAAAAAUUAUUUCAAAAAAGAAAAUAUGGUUCCAUUCACCGACGAAGAAGGACCACUCCCCAGAGGCCCAGCAAUUGACACUAUAUUGAAGAAUGUCAGCCAGCUAUACAGGGGAUGUCUACAACCUGUAACUAACCCAGGAGUCAGCCUUGAAAGUGAUGUUCUGAAAACAGGAGAUGAUGCAUAUACAAGACCAGAAACAGAUUUAUUUUUUAAUUGGUUUGAAUUUGCUAAUGACCUGAGCGAUCUCACAAGUAAUGUUCCAAGCAGUUCUAUGGAGAAUGUAGAAUUACCACCUAUAGACACUGAUUUGUCUGGUCUUGGAUUGCCAUAGUUCUGCAAUUGUUUUUAUAAGGAUUUAUUGUGCAAAUUGUAUAAAAUAUGUUAUUGAAACUAAUCAUCAAGAAGGCUUGAAAGGAUUUUCCUUAACAUGCUAUUGCAAAGACCCUUUCAAUGGCUUCAAAUAUGUUAUCUAUUUUAAUGUACUAUUAUUGUAGCAUUGACAUAUAUUAUGAUCAUUAUAUUUAGCAAGUCAUCUGAAGUUCUGGCUAUUUAUCUGACUUGCGUAUUAUCAUUAAAAUUUGCAAAACUGUUUAGAAAAGUUCCUGAGUAUUCAAUGUUGUCAUUACAACACUUCAUAUUACA